Sugiyamaella lignohabitans is the source of this 747-nucleotide messenger RNA. It is a transcript of the gene MIA40, whose product is annotated as Mia40p. The transcript has a single exon. Bases 1 to 747 code for a protein of 248 amino acids. Gene Ontology annotation, molecular function: protein-disulfide reductase activity. NCBI's taxonomy places the organism in Eukaryota, Fungi, Ascomycota, Dipodascomycetes, Dipodascales, Trichomonascaceae. The record is from RefSeq and is a predicted model, not a curated record. Gene Ontology annotation, cellular component: mitochondrial intermembrane space. Gene Ontology annotation, biological process: protein import into mitochondrial intermembrane space.
AUGCUCAGAAACACAAUACCAAGAAGUCUGAGCUUUGCAAGCCGACAAUACUUUUAUACUACUGGUCGUAGAGCAUUUGCCUCUGCACGUGCCACCCAAGCUAGAACUGCUUCACCAGCUGUUUUUGCUGCUGCUUUUGCCACUCCAUUUAUUGGAUAUUUGGCUUAUACCAAUGUUGCCCAUGCCGACGACAAGGAAGAAGAAGUGAAAGAAAGCACACCUGCUGAAGAAGAGCCCUCGUUUCUCAAGAAUGAAGUCAUAGAUCUCAAAGAUGUCAAGACCAACACCACACUUUUGAAUGCCUCGGAGGUUGUUGCCGAUGCCACUGAGGUAGUCACCUCUGCUGCUACUGAAGCCGCUGAGAUCACUGAAGAAGAGGCUGCUGCUAACCAAGGAGCAUUCAACCCCGAAACUGGUGAAAUCAACUGGGACUGUCCUUGUCUUGGAGGCAUGGCCAACGGUCCAUGUGGAGAAGAGUUCAAGGCUGCCUUCAGCUGUUUUGUUUAUUCCGAGGCUGACCCCAAGGGAAUUGAUUGUGUGGAGAAGUUCCAAGGUAUGCAAGACUGUUUCCGCAGAUAUCCUGAAGUUUACAGUGAAGAGUUGAGAGAGGACGCUCCUCUUGACUCUGUAGAGGGAGAUUCUGCUCCUUCCACCGAGGGUGAAACUGCUUCCACCGAAGCUGCAACUCCAUCGUCCAACUCGAUCUCGGAGUCUAUCGACUCUGAAAAACCUGCCGCUUCCGCUUAG